Molecule: messenger RNA, 781 nt
Organism: Meloidogyne enterolobii
Lineage: Eukaryota; Metazoa; Nematoda; Chromadorea; Rhabditida; Meloidogynidae
Source: the annotation of a GenBank genome assembly
AAUGUUUCCAAUUAACAACGAUAAAGUGCCUGAUGAAAUUACCUGAUAACCUGAUGCAUCUCCUGAAAAAAUAGUAAAUCUAAAAAUGUUAGUAUCUCCUGAAAAAAUAGUAAAUGAAGAUGAAACUGAAGAGGAAAAAAUUGUCAGAAAUGCUAAGGUCCUUUUUUUAAUAAAUGUAAAAUAAUUUAAAAAUUUAAGUUAUUUUAUAAAGACCAUGAUUUGAAUGCCAGACUAAAUUAUGAAUUAAAUAUGGAGUAUUUAACUGAUAUUGUUAAAAAAUACAAAAUAAAAAAGAAGCAAUGAAAAAAAUUGAAUGUGAAAGAAGAAAUGUUUGUUUUAAAUAAAGUCUUAGAAAAAAUAAUAAGGAUAUCAAGCCCGUAACCAAGACUUUUUUCGAGGAGGGGGGGGGGGCAACGGGAAAAUUUUGAGAAUUUUGGAAGGCCAAACAGCCAGAUUUCUUCCGUUUUUAGCGCCUCAGGCGAAAAUUUUUAAAAUUUCGAAAGCCAUAUGCCAAAAAAUCCAAUACCCUCCCCAAACUUUUCCUUUCCCCCACCCCCUACUCGCCCGGCUACGGGCCUGAAUAAUAUGUACAUGACUUAAUUAAGAAAUGGGAGAAUGUCUUUCUUCACUUGACAAUAUUUUGCUAUUUAAAAAUAAAUAUGAAAAUUAUUUAAAAGAAAAUGAAAUUGAAAUGGAUCCCCUAGAAAAUCUUUUGAAAAAUAAAAUUGAUGAAAUUGAUGAAAUCUCGGUAUGUUUAAGAAAAUGGGAAAUCAAGGCUUAG